AUGCAACUUUCCAAAUUGGCCGUCCACCCGGACGAUGCUGACAUCUUGCUCAAGGAAAGAAACACCUUGGACCCGGUCGUCAUUGACAAAUACAGAGCAGCAGGUAAAAUUGCCCAAACCACUCUCAAAUACAUAAUACAGCUCAUCAACGACUCGUACCACUUACAGAAAACCGAGCAGCCAUACACGGUCACCGAGCUCUGUCUUUUGGGUGACUCGAUGUUGGCCAAAUUGCUUGCUCAGAGUUACACCAAGAAGGACAAGGUCAGAGAGAAGGGUAUUUCUCACCCAGUUUCCAUUGAUGUGAACGAGUACGUCAACAACGUUUCUCCAGAACUCUAUUCCGAUGAUGUCAAGACAUUUGCAGCUGGCGAUGUUGUCACCAUUUCGCUUGGUGCUCAGAUCGAUGGUUACACCGCAUUGGCAUCCCACACUAUUGUGAUCUAUCCUCCAGGAGUGUUGAUUGACAACGAGUUGAAGCCUGAGGGUCCUCUUUUAGGCAGCAAGGCUGAUGCCAUUGUUGCUUGUAGCAUUGCCACUCGUGCCGUGAUUGCCCUUUUGGGUCUCGCUGUGCACCCCGAGAUGAUUGCAUGGAUUCCCGAGUUGCAGAACCAGUCCAACAUCAUCACCGGUUCCAUGAUCCGUUCUGUUGUCGACGAAAUUGCCCGCUCAUUCCAGUGUGUGGUUGUUCCAGGUUCUAAAGUCAGAAGAGUCCGUCGUUUCUUGGCUGGUCAGGCCGAAGGUGUCGUGGCUGAGAGAGAGUUCAAGGGUGUUGUCUGGGACGAGAGCAACCAGGAAGAGGACCUUCUCAAGAAGGGUUCCGGAUCUGAUUUAAUUGUGCAUGAUGGAAGACCAGCUUCCUCCACCGAUGUUUCUUCGGCUGUUCCAACCGACGAUUUCGUUGUCGAGGCUGGUGAGGUCUACAACGUCGAUUUGACCUUCUGUGGUGUCUCUGAGUUUGAGGAGCAAGGUCUUAUCACCUUGGAGCUUGCAGAUGAGCCCGUCUCCACCGUCUUCAUCCGUGACAUUGCCAUCACCCAUGCAUUGAGAUUGAACUCUGCCAGAGACUUGAUCAACUACGUUGACAGAAACUGUUCCGUGUACCCAUUCAAAUUGUCUCACACUUGUGAAGCCUUCCCUUUGAAGCCUGAGCAGGACAACCUUCCGGAACAAAUCGCCGCCAUUAAGAAGGAGCUCAACGCUCGUAAGAUCGGUUUGCAUGAAUUGACCAACAGAUACUUGGCCAGACCCAAGCCUGUUCAAUUGGCCAAACACAUUCCAUUCUCCACGAUAUUGUCUGCCUCGAACCCUACCGGUAAGCACGGUGUUGAUGCAUCGAAGUUGACUUUGCCGGGCAAGGAGCUUCCUUUGCCAGCCUUGGGUGUCAGUGCUUUGAAGUUGAAGUCUCUUUUCAAGUUUGGUGCUGCUGCCACUGCCACAGCUAGAGAGAGUUCCACAGUGUUGUUGAACUCUGUCACCAAGGAGAUCAUCAAACUUACUGGAGGUGAUGCUACCGCCAGACCAUCUUGGGUGCAUUCCAAAUACCAGGUCAGUGACCAGGUUGCUGGUUUGUUGACUGCUUUGUCCAAGCUUGUUGAUGAGACUGCGGAAUUCAAGGUUUCAGAGGUUCAACCAAUGAACUUGGAUGCUGGUCAGAUCUCGAGCGAGGAGAAGAUGCAGCUUGAUUAG
Australozyma saopauloensis is the source of this 1689-nucleotide messenger RNA. RefSeq names its product putative hydrolase (gene ARX1). Bases 1 to 1689 code for a protein of 562 amino acids. The transcript has a single exon. The record is from RefSeq and is a predicted model, not a curated record. NCBI's taxonomy places the organism in Eukaryota, Fungi, Ascomycota, Pichiomycetes, Serinales, Metschnikowiaceae.